AUGAUGAUGAAUAAAUGAUAGACGAAAAUCGUGACAUUAACAUUCAUCAUAUAGAUGAUGACAUCAAACGACAACGAAUUCAAUACAAUGGCGACCAAAUCUAUCCAAAUAUUUGGUCAACAAAGUGGUGCAUUAAGGACGAACCCAAACAAUCACAGCUUUCUUCAGAUAUCACGGGAAGUCCCGUCAUUUCAAUAUCAACACCUCCACAUAAUAAUAAUAAUAAUAAUAGUAAUAAUAACAACAACAAUCCAACGAACAAUAGCAACACACCAAAUAAUUCAUCGUCAGUGAAUGGCAACAACAACGGGUCGAGUAACAAUAAUUCAUCAUAUUAUGACACUCAUAAUGUGUUCCCGACAUCGGUAAACAAUAAUAACAAUCAGGACACAAUACUCUACGAUAGCAUCACGACAAUAUCGCAGGCCCAAAAUACGCUCUAUGCGCCAUCAAUUGGAACUGCUAUAGCCAACAAUGGUUCAGUCGUGCCCGGAUCUGAAUACGCAUAUAAUUCUGCACCUUACCAGCAAUACAGCACUGCUUAUAGUUACGGAUACAAUGGAACGUCUGGCAGUCUCCUCAACACAACUUAUUAUUAUAAUAACGAAUUGGGUCAACAUCAAUCACAUUCGCAUCAACAAACAAGCGACUUGCGUUCGCCGCUGGCAGCAACCCGAGCAAAUUCUCUUGCGAGUGCCUCGUCACCGACAGGCAGUGCGUGCAUAAAAACCGAAAUCAGUGCAAAAGAUAUUUUUUUAGUGUAG
Clunio marinus is the source of this 764-nucleotide messenger RNA. The record is from the annotation of a GenBank genome assembly. Lineage: Eukaryota; Metazoa; Arthropoda; Insecta; Diptera; Chironomidae.